Messenger RNA from Euleptes europaea (tarantolino), 912 nucleotides. It is a transcript of the gene TMEM52, whose product is annotated as transmembrane protein 52. The record is from RefSeq and is a predicted model, not a curated record. The transcript is spliced from 5 exons. Lineage: Eukaryota; Metazoa; Chordata; Lepidosauria; Squamata; Sphaerodactylidae. Bases 1 to 912 code for a protein of 303 amino acids.
AUGGCGAGCCCGAGGAGGCGUGGGAAGCGGCGGGUGGGCGGGGCCGCGCGGAGAGCCCUUACUCGGCGCGGCCGGCCGCGCUUCAAACGCAGGAGCGCCGCACGGAGGGGUUUUUCCCCCCCUUUCGCGAGCGAAGAAGGGAGGACCCCCGGGAUCCGCGCCAGAUCCUGCGCUUUCCCCAUGGCCGCCUUGCAGCGCCCCUGCCAGCUGCUUCUGCUGGCCCUCUUGCGAGUGAUGCCUUCGGUUGCCAAUGUCCACUGUCACGGGCACAGCCUCCAAGAGUGUGCACAGCAGACUGGGAGCUGGACCAGUUUGUGGUAUGUCUGGCUUAUCAUGCUCACCGUGUUUUUGCUGCUGAUGUGUGGCAUCGGCGCCAGCUGCGUGAAGUUCUGUUGCCGCAGGAAGCGGCCCCCGGUGCAGACGUUCCCCCCGCAAGCCCACGACCUCACUGCCAUCCCCAUGGACCACGACAGCACCGCUCACAGCACUGUCACAUCCUACAGCUCCAUACAAUAUCCUCAGAGCAUCCCGCUUCCUCCGUCCUUCAGGGAGAUGGACAGAAGUCUCGUGAGUCCUCCAGCGUACAGUCUCUAUGCCAUAGAGCUGCCGCCAUCUUAUGAUGAGGCCAUCAAGAUGGCGAAGCCCUACCUUGAGACUCCGUCGGCUGGCCUGAAAUUAGAUAAGAUCGCUUCCCAGUCGGUAGCUCCGGAGGAGCAAAACCAGCCCCGAUCGGUCACUCCGGAGGAGCAAAACCAGCCCCGAUCGGUCGCUCCGGAGGAGCAAAACCAGCCCCGAUCGGUAGCUCCGGAAGGGCAAAACCAGCCCCAAAUGUUUCCUGAGACGUCAGACAGCAGCCUUGAGAUGGGGCGUCAGCUUCCAGAAGCUUCCACACAAGGACAACCACAACUUUAG